ACGCUCACACACGCCUUCCUGCUCAUUAUUAAUGAGAGGAUUUGAAAGUUAAAUAUCCUCAGUGCAGCACACACCAUAAUAAACAGGCGUCAUGUAAUAGUAAUGCUAGUUAAAGUGCGGUUAUACCUGUAGGUUAGCUUAGCUGCAGCUAAUGUUGGCUACCUCCCGUUAGCCCGUAGAGUGUCGGUGUCCUGGUCGGUGUUUGGUUCCAGCCGUCAUCACAACAACACGGACAGCCUCCCAUUCAUCACUACAGAUAGGUUGGCAUCGAAAUGGCAUCGAUAGCAGCGCCCCAUGAGCCAGGUUUAAGCCCGGGCUCCAUGCAGCUGGCUGACGCUUUAGUCCCCGCCAGCAUAUUCGCUCCGGACCGGGGGGAUGGUGACGACGCUGGGGACGAGUGCUUCGAGGACGGAGACGAGCUCAACGGCCAGCCCGAGGAUCGGGGGAUCGACUUCACUAGCAAGCUGGCUCUUGUUAGCCCAAAUGGAGAGCAGUACGACUCGUUACUCCGGCAGCUCCGGGACAGGAUGGAGGAGGGAUGUGGAGAGACCAUCUAUGUGGUUGGGAUGGGCUCAGACGGUGGUGACUGGGGUCUGGAUGAGAAGGACAUGGAGGCUUCGGUUGCCACGGUGCGUUCCAUGUGUGAGCAGCUGGACGCUGACCUUAUCACACUGCGAGAGCGCAGCGAGGCAGCCGGUUUGGUCCGUGACUAUCUGAUCCGGAGGCGUGUGGGUGAGCUGGACUUCCUGGAGGUCAGGGUUGCAGUGGUGGGGAACGUGGAUGCCGGUAAAAGUACUCUGCUGGGAGUCUUAACGCACGGCGAGCUGGACAACGGCAGAGGCUUUGCUCGGCAGAAACUUUUCAGACACAAACAUGAGAUGGAGAGCGGCAGGACCAGCAGCGUGGGAAACGACAUCCUGGGGUUCGACCAGGAGGGACAGGUGGUGAAUAAACCAGACAGUCAUGGAGGAAGCCUGGACUGGACCAAAAUCUGUGAGAAGUCCUCCAAAGUCAUUACCUUCAUAGACUUGGCCGGCCAUGAGAAAUACCUCAAGACCACCGUGUUUGGGAUGACUGGACACCUGCCCGACUUCUGCAUGCUCAUGGUGGGCAGUAAUGCAGGUAUCGUAGGGAUGACCAAAGAGCACCUGGGCCUGGCUUUAGCUCUGAAUGUGCCCGUGUUUGUCGUGGUAACCAAGAUCGACAUGUGUCCUGCCAACAUUCUACAAGAGACAUUGAAGCUGCUCCAGAGGUUACUGAAAUCUCCAGGCUGCAGGAAGAUUCCUGUUCUAGUCCAGAACAAGGACGACGUUAUAGUCACAGCUUCAAACUUCAGUUCAGAGAGGAUGUGCCCCAUCUUUCAGAUCUCCAACGUGACUGGAGAGAACAUGGACCUGCUCAAGAUGUUUCUCAACCUGCUGUCGUCCAGGACUUCCUACCGCGACGACCAGCCCGCUGAGUUUCAGAUAGAUGACACCUACUCCGUACCGGGAGUGGGAACCGUAGUAUCAGGAACUACUUUACGUGGACUCAUACGUCUGAACGACACCAUGUUGCUGGGUCCAGAUCCUCUGGGGAGCUUCAUCCCCAUCGCUGUCAAAUCCAUCCACCGCAAGAGGAUGCCUGUGAAGGAAGUUAGAGGCGGUCAGACUGCCUCAUUUGCUCUCAAAAAGAUCAAGCGUUCGUCCAUAAGGAAAGGCAUGGUGAUGGUGUCCCCGAGGCUAAGCCCACAGGCCACCUGGGAGUUUGAAGCCGAGAUCCUGGUGCUGCAUCAUCCCACCACGAUAUCCCCCAGAUACCAGGCCAUGGUCCACUGUGGCAGCAUCAGGCAGACGGCCACCAUCCUGUCCAUGAACAGAGACUGCUUACGGACAGGAGACAAGGCUUCAGUCCACUUCCGCUUCAUCAAGACCCCCGAGUACCUGCACUGCGACCAGAGGCUGGUGUUCAGGGAGGGACGCACCAAGGCUGUGGGGACCAUCACCAAGCUGCUGCAGUCCACCAACAACAUGCCGUCCAACUCCAAACCUCCACAAAUCAAAAUGCAGUCGACAAAAAAGGCGCCGCUCCGAAAAGAGGACGGCAGCGUGGCGACCGGCGACGACGCAGCGACGAUAGCGCAGCCAGCCGGCCCGAACACAACACAACCGGCAGAGGGAGACGACGACCCUCAGAUAAAGGAGGGCAACAAAGAGAACAAGCCAAAGUCUGGAGGUGGUGGAAGGAGACGAGGCGGCCAGAGGCACAAAGGAAAAGGCCAGAACAGCAGCAGCACCAACUCCACAGCAGCGCCGUCCUCGUCAGGAACAGGAAACUGCUGAAUCUGCCCCUCGAUCACUCCAAGUGUCUUCAUUCCACAAACCAUCACAGAUGUCUGGAGCGAGACACUCUCCUCAGUCUUACUACUCCUUGCCUUUUUACACCAGGUCAUAGUUUUUAUUUUUUAAAGGGAACACCAGAAGCAAACACCUUUUAUGCAUUUUAUUGUCUGCUGCCUUUACGAGCGGUUCGACUGAUGAAAGCAGUGCGGCUUUUGAGGUUAGCCUCACACAGGAUGUUGAUUUAUUUCAUUUUAUCCAUAUUUUAUGUGUGGAAUCGGAGACGAGGGUCCGGUACCAAUACGAGCAGCUAUAGGUGAACCUCCCCGUGCAUUCCCCGUGUAUUUGCAAUGAUAAACAGUUGUACUAUUUAUACUGCAUAUGUAAAUUAGCUGUUAGUCGUUUGAUUGGAAGGACGCCAUUGUACAAACAUGUAUGCAAAUCACAAAUGAAUGUAGCAGAGGGCACAUUUAAAACUCUAGAUAUAUGGAAAAUAUAAGGUGUUGCAUUUUCUAACUGUCAGUUAUUUAUUUGGCAUUCAUGCAGAACAUUUCCUCAUGGAUGGUCUUAAUCUUUCCGCCUGCUCCAGUAGUGUCCGUCACGCUUCCAUCGUCGGUCCAAACCUUUUACUGAUAGUACAAAUACAGCACAUACCGUCACUCCAGCAGCUGCUAGCGUUUAGAAGACAUGCAGUAGUCGCAGUGCUCCUUGUAACUCCAGCACUCCACGGCCUGUCGCUGUUAACAUGAAACACUUUGCCACAAAAAAACAGACCAUUAAUAAACACACUUUACUGAACUUU
Molecule: messenger RNA, 3120 nt
Organism: Acanthochromis polyacanthus (spiny chromis)
Lineage: Eukaryota; Metazoa; Chordata; Actinopteri; Pomacentridae
Gene: gtpbp1
Product: GTP binding protein 1
Biological process (GO): translational elongation
Molecular function (GO): GTP binding; GTPase activity; translation elongation factor activity
Source: RefSeq, a predicted model, not a curated record